Messenger RNA from Striga hermonthica, 1797 nucleotides. Lineage: Eukaryota; Viridiplantae; Streptophyta; Magnoliopsida; Lamiales; Orobanchaceae. The record is from the annotation of a GenBank genome assembly.
AUGGGUUGUGAGAUCUUUACGGAUCUUGGGCUAGGAAAGUCCCCGGGCCGUUUUCCGCAGAGAUGCGGGCCCAACGAUGGGGCAAGUCUUAGGCAUUGGGUGAGCUCGGCUGAGACGUGUGUGGAGCCAUAUGGGCCGCCUUGUCGAGAUGUAUUUGGCCAACUUCUACAGGUCAGAGUCGCCCGCAAUCACAACAAGGUCGCGUCCACGUCUUACGCAACAAUGCAGAACACGAAGAAAAAGAAGACUAGCGGGCAAAACAAACCAGCCAAAACUGUACCAGAAUCCGGACGGGGACCAGAUUCCGAUCAAUGGGCGUUCAUCACCACCAGGAGCCCGAUCUCCUGGUUCUUCUGCGUGACCCUCUUCGCCCUUCUGAUUCGCCUCGCCGUUGCGCUCCACCCCUACUCUGGCGCCCAAACGCCGCCGAUGUUCGGAGAUUACGAGGCUCAGCGCCACUGGAUGGAGAUUACGGUCAAUCUUCCAGCUAAGGAGUGGUACCGCAACAGCACGAAUAAUGAUCUUCGGUAUUGGGGCCUCGAUUACCCCCCGCUGACUGCCUACCAGAGUUAUUUCCAUGGCCUCCUGUUAAAGUACUUCGAUCCUGCAUCAGUCUUGCUCCUCACCUCUCGUGGAUACGAAUCCUAUCUUGGGAAGCUGUUGAUGAGGUGGACAGUUCUGAUGUCUGAUCUGAUGAUCUUCUUUCCUGCAGUGUUUUAUUUUGUAAUUGUCUAUUACUCUGGGAAACCCAAUGAGGAAAAGAGCGGUAUGGCCUGGCACGCUGUAAUGAUUUUGUUGAACCCAUGUCUCAUUCUGAUUGAUCAUGGCCAUUUUCAGUACAAUUGUAUUAGUUUGGGGUUAGCCAUAGCAGCUGUUGCUGCUGUUCUAUCAAAUAGAGACCUUCUCGGUUCUAUGCUCUUUUGCCUCGCUCUCAACCAUAAACAGAUGAGUGCAUAUUAUGCACCUGCCUUUUUUGGCUAUCUUCUGGGCAAGUGUUUGAGGCGCCAAAAUCCGAUCCUUGAAGUCUUAAAACUAGGUUUGGUAGUGUUGGGGACCUUUGCUGUAAUUUGGUGGCCGUAUCUUUAUUCAGUGGAUGCAUCCUUGGAGGUUCUUUCUCGCUUAGCCCCCUUUGAUAGAGGAAUUUAUGAAGAUUACGUUGCCAACUUUUGGUGCACAACCUCAGUCCUGGUUAAAUGGAAGAAAUUAUUCACUACCCAGUCACUUAAAUUUCUCAGUCUCACUGCAACUGUUUCAACUUUUCUUCCUUCUAUGAUUCAGCUUGUACGGUCGCCAACCAAACAUGGCUUUCUUCUUGGGUUGCUAAACUCCUCUUUCUCAUUUUAUCUAUUCUCAUUCCAGGUACAUGAGAAAUCAAUCCUGCUACCACUUAUGCCGGCAAGCCUCCUGGCCUUGGAAGAACCAUUUGUUUUUCGGUGGUUGAUAUAUCAUGCUAUGCUGUCCAUGUUCCCUCUCGUGUGUCGUGAUCAAUUGGUACUUGCAUAUGGUGCUCUGUAUGGCCUUUUCAUCCUCCUCUACCAUGCGCCCCGUGGAAGGAAAGAUACAACCGAGACCGGUCCCUUUCCUUCCAUUUUGAAGUCAUUUGCACUUGCCUGCUCCUUUUCCCUUCAUAUUGUCUACUUGACUGUUACCCCUCCGCAUAAAUAUCCCUACCUCUUGGAAGCUGUGAUUAUGCUGUUCUGUUUCUCGCAGUUUGUCUUGAUUUCGAUAUAUUCAAAUUCGAAACAAUGGGUGGUUUCUAGGACUUCUCGAGUGGAUGACAAAAAGAAGAGCCUCUGA